AUAAACGAAUGUGAGCGGGGCAACGAAGAAGUGGCAGUGUUGUUAGCUUAGUAAUGCUGUGUACGGACACAGAGCAGCGUUUUAUGCCGAGUAAAUCUAAAAGUAUUUUUAAACCAAUGAUAUUUGCCUUUCCGGCUCUGAAAAGUGGGGAGAUAAAAGGACCGAGGACAACAUCGGCACUGUUCUUCGUUACCAUGUCGACACCUCACGCCACGUGAGAAGCCCAGGCCUGCGUUUUUGUCGUCUUGUUUCACCCCCCUGGUGAACUUCCAAUGGGGAAAAGGAAAGACAUGAUCCACCCCAGGUUUCUAGCAGCCGAAGGCAGCAUUGGGCUUCACAACGCUCACAAACGGAAACACAAAAAGCAUAAAAAGCACAAGAAAAAGCACCAUGGUUUUCCUGAGGCCCCGGAGCCUGAGCCUGUCGUGCCACGACCGCCACCACAACUUCGACUCAAGAUCAAGCUUGGAGGUCAAACACUGGGAACCAAGAGUGUUCCCACCUUCACUGUGCAUCCCGGGGUCGCCUGUCCUCCGUCACCUCUGAUGAUCAUCAAUAAUAAAAAUGAGGAAGACAGUGAUGAUGACGACGAGGAUGAGGAGGAUGACGACGAUGUGCCCUCUGUGCCUCUGGAGCAGUAUCGAGCGUGGCUGGAUGAAGACAGCAACAUGGCAGCUUCUCCUCUACCUGACGUGGACUCAGACUCACUGCUGGAGGGGCCUGUGGAUGAGGAGGAACGAUGGCUGGACGCUCUGGAGAAGGGAGAGCUAGAUGAUAACGGGGAACUGAAGAAGGAAGUGGAUGAGUCUUUGCUCACUGCCAGACAGAAAGCGCUGCUUCACAAGCAGCAGAGUCAACCACUCCUGGAGCUUCCUAUGGGCUACAAGGAAAAAGAAAUGACCGCGGAGAUGAUGCAGAAGCGGGAGGAGCGGGCUCGGAAAAGACGGCUGCAGGCCGCCAAGAAGGCGGAGGAGAACAAGAACCAGACGAUAGAGAGACUUACAAAAACCAGCAAGGCCAAGAUUAAGAGCAUGAGAGAAAAGAAGGCCAAGCAGAGUCAGUGUCCCACCAUUCGCUACAGUGACUCUGCACAGGGGGUGAUCAUAUCCUUCCCAACUGGGAUCUCGGCCCCAGCCCCAGCCCCUCCUCGACCACCACCACCCGCGCUCGUCAGCUGUGGGGUCAGUGGCUGCACAAACCAGAAGAAGUAUUCCUGCUCCAAGACUGGGGUUCCUCUUUGCAGCUUGGAGUGCUACAAGAGGAACUUGAUGUUGGUGCAGAGCGCUGCCUGACAGUGGUGGACACAGUCAGCAUCUGCAUUUGACUUUCAAGGAGUCCAUUUUGUGUCAAUUGUACAGACCUUUUUUUUUGUCAAACUUCAACCAGGAUUGAAAGACAUUCAUGAAUCAUGCAGAUUUAAUCAAGACAAGGCCACUGGAGAAUAAUUGUGACAUUGAAGCCUCCGCAAUAAAGCUCAUCAUGAAAUUGGUAAAGAUCAACCAUACAAGCAGACGUGCACUGUGACACUGAGGUAUUUAAUAUUUUCACUCCAACAUGAAGCACAUCUCCCUGAUGAUACAAGAACAGAUUUUUAGCACUAAGGCACACCACAUUUUGUUUCUGUACACGUGUAUGGAAACCUCUGGCUCUCAAAGGAACAUCAGUUCUGACUCUACAGGGACAAGCCAAAGGAGAGUCUGAAGGCCAUUUCGACUGGAACCUCCGCCACAGAGUCGUGGAAACAGACGUAGAACUCCUGAGGGACUGGCUCCAGGAGCAUCCGCCUGAAGAUGGACGAAGAAGACAAAGAAAAAAACAAAUUGUGUUUCAUGUAACUGCCAAACACAGUGUCGGAAAUGUCUGUCCUUCCUCCACUCAUGUUAUUAUCAUCAUUCCUCAAAUGAUUUAUGAUGAAAGAAUCAAAACACAACAAGCUUUAGCGCUGUAGGAGGCAACUUGUUUGAUAGCAGGGAUGAGGGGCUAGUCAAAACGGCACGACAGAUUUAGUCAAAAACUUGUGUUACAAUUAUAGAGCUUGGGAUAGAAAAUAUUCGUGUGCUAUGUCAAAGAACUUCUGUAUUAAACAUGUUUUGAAGCUGAAAUAUAAAUAAAUAUUGAACAUAGGGUUCUCAUGCAGAUCCUUGAGGUGCUUCAUACGUCACUGAGACUUUGACCUUGUCAAAAGGUCAAAUAAUCAGAUUUGUAGGAAGUUAUAAGUGACAUACCCAAUGACCCAAUAGGUCAUGGUUGGGGCUGGCUUCCUCUGGUCCGUCCAAUUCUCUGGUUUGCACUGAAACAGGACUCCGUGUUCCUUAACCGGACCCAAACCCCAACCGCAGCCAUGGGGUCGGUCUGCUGCCCGACGACCCUGAGUUUGACAUUAACCACAGUCAGAAGGAAAAGAGUAAAAUCAAAAGGAGAUGACUUUCAAACCAAAUUCUAUAUACUGCAUAUACUAUAUACUGUAAAAUGGUCAUCUUUAUCUGUAAUGCAAUAAUUCAGACAUGAGCCAAAACAUUUUCAUGAUUUGCGAAGUGAAAAUCUUCUGCAAUCCAUUCAGCAUGAAUCAGGAUUUUCACCAACACAGCCCAAGCCACAGAUUAUUGACGGAGAAGGCAACUCACUCGGGCCGGCAGGCUCUGCUGGAAAGCAGCACGGAUGGACAGACAACAGUGGUGGAAGUUGCGGAUGAGUUGUGGAUGAAUGGAUCCACUGAGCUGAGCCACUUCUUUGUGAGUCGGAGCGAUGAAGAUUCCCUGCAUGCUCUCCAUCAGGACGUAGUGGAACAGGGUGUUCUCUGCACCCGACGUCAGCCUGUGGAUGGGAAUCAUGUGUCACUGGAUUCCGUUCCUCAAACAACUAACUGCCAAGAAAACUUACUUAGAGAUGUUGCAGACCUCAGUCUCUCUCUCAGUCAGGGUCUUCUUCAGGGUGCCCAGGUAGAAGGGGUUUGGCUGCCUCUUUCUAGGAGUCUGUGGCGAAAAUAUGGCAGUUUAGUUUUAAAUGUUGCUGCAAGCCAACUUUUGAACAAUGAUCGUGUUUUGCAGAGAAGAAUUUCUUGAUACUUGACCUUAAAGAGGCCGCUGGUGUCAGACCCUCCGGACAGCGAAUGACGCCUCCCUCUGAGCUUCCGCUCAGAAUUUGGGGUGGAAUGAGGACUGUAUCUCACUGUGGAGCCCGUGGCCAGCUCACCCUCGACCCCGCUGUCAGAGAGGCUCCUCUGAGGACUGGGUCGCCGUGCCUUCUCCUUAAACAGGCUGCGGCCCAUGGACCCCACCGACGAGCUCCUGACAGCUCCUGCCAGUUUACUGAAGAUCGGGGACGAUGAAGUCAGACUGUCGAGACGCUCCCGAGUCGUUGAUGCAGGAAGAAGCCAGUCGGCACAAGACAGACAUGGAGCUGGGGGAGCAUUCAGGCGCUCCUCUAUACCAGCUUCUAAACCUUCCAACUGCAGCAGCGUUGCUUUCACCUGGGAUCAGAGCCUUCGGUCAGGAGGCAAACAUUUAGUGAAAUAAUUUCCAGUGAGACGGAAACACGCACCUGAUCUACAUAGACACAGUCCGGCCCUGGAGAGCCCACAGCUGGGGAGGCACAUCCUCCUGCUUCCAGCAAGACACACUGCAUGAAGUGUCUCUGAACAGACGAAGAUGUGUUCACCGUGAGCGUUUGACAUAUUCAACUCACAUAUGUUGAAAGAAAAUCCACUAGAUGCCACUUAAAGUAGAGGACGCACUUCUGAACGAAUAGCACUGGCAGGUUUAAGGCGUGUUUUCUUUUGUGUCAGUCACCCCACCC
Molecule: messenger RNA, 3795 nt
Organism: Synchiropus splendidus (mandarinfish)
Lineage: Eukaryota; Metazoa; Chordata; Actinopteri; Syngnathiformes; Callionymidae
Gene: ino80b
Product: INO80 complex subunit B
Exons: 6
Coding region: 273-1292 (339 amino acids)
Biological process (GO): chromatin remodeling
Cellular component (GO): Ino80 complex
Source: RefSeq, a predicted model, not a curated record